AUGAGUACUAAUAAUGGAACAUUGGUUAUUGAAGAUGAUGGUGACGGAAUUGCAGAGGUUUCACCAGCAAGGGUUAUUGGCGAUGCCGAAAAAUUGGAACGAUUAGAAAAAAACUUAGCUAGAGCCGAAGAAAUGAGAAAAGUCGGUAUGAAUGAUCAGGCUGAUAUUGAAACUGAACAUUCCGACGCCACAAAUCACGGUGAUUCAAACACAAAGAAAAAGAGAAGUAAGGGUAAAUCUGCAAAGGAAGGGGAGACCGUGUUUGCCCCAAGUAUAGAUGAGGUUACUACUGAUAACGAUCAUUUAGCUAGUCUCAGAGGUGAAGGGCGAUAUUUUGGUGUUGUUGAUCCAGAUGUCAGUCAACCGGUGUGUUCAAAUUGUCACAGAAGAGGUCAUAGACGUGCACAAUGUAAAGUUGUUGUUUGCCACGCUUGUGGUAAAGUUGAUGAUCAUUAUGAAACUCAAUGCCCAAAUUCAAUGGUAUGUUCAAAUUGCGGUCAAAAAGGACACUUUCGGAACAACUGUCCUUCAAAAAGGAUGCAAACAUAUUGUGUUGAAUGUGAUUCUAGAAAUCAUUCAAGUGACCGGUGCCCAUAUAUAUGGAGAAGCUAUCUUGUCAAACCUAAAGAUCGGAAAACUAAGAUGGCAUACCCAACCAAUCAGAUAUUCUGCUAUAACUGUGCUGAAAAGGGCCACUACGGUGACGAUUGCAAGCAAUUGAGGGUUUCAAAGACACCAAAUAUUAAUGGAUCAGCGUUUAGUGGUGCUAAUUUGCCAAAGGAGCUAAUUAGUCAAUAUAAUGAUACACAAAACAGAAAUUCAGGUAAUAACAACAACAGAAAGCGUAACUACGAUACAGCAAAUAAUGUGAACUAUAAUUAUGCACCACCACCAUACCCGAGGUACAAUAACUACAAUAAUAACAAUGGAAACAGAAGUGGGAACAACAACAACUAUAAAAACCGUAAUUAUAACAAUAAUAAAUACAAAAACAGUAAUUUACCCAGUGGGCCAACUAAAAGUGGCUAUUUAGCAAACAAGAACAACUAUGGAAACCAGGGAAGAAAUAACAACUAUUCCAACUCGAACUAUAACAACCAGAGGAACUCAAAUAGCUAUAACUCUAGAUCAUCGUAUUUCAAUAGUAGAAGAUAUUGA
Messenger RNA from Pichia kudriavzevii, 1158 nucleotides. RefSeq lists its product as uncharacterized. Gene Ontology annotation, molecular function: nucleic acid binding; zinc ion binding. The transcript has a single exon. The record is from RefSeq and is a predicted model, not a curated record. The coding region runs from base 1 to 1158 and encodes 385 amino acids. Gene Ontology annotation, biological process: polyadenylation-dependent RNA catabolic process. NCBI's taxonomy places the organism in Eukaryota, Fungi, Ascomycota, Pichiomycetes, Pichiales, Pichiaceae.